This is a messenger RNA of Podospora anserina S mat+, 3024 nucleotides long. RefSeq lists its product as uncharacterized. Gene Ontology annotation, biological process: regulation of transcription by RNA polymerase II; regulation of DNA-templated transcription elongation; transcription elongation by RNA polymerase II. Gene Ontology annotation, cellular component: DSIF complex. The coding region runs from base 1 to 3024 and encodes 1007 amino acids. The record is from RefSeq and is a predicted model, not a curated record. The transcript has 3 exons. Lineage: Eukaryota; Fungi; Ascomycota; Sordariomycetes; Sordariales; Podosporaceae. Gene Ontology annotation, molecular function: mRNA binding; protein binding.
AUGGCCGACAACCACUACGGAGGCGACUCCGAGUCAGAAGACGACAACUUCAACCCGGCCCCAGCCGACCUGUCGGAUGAGGAACAGGAUGCCAACGACAGCAGUCCCCGCGUGUCCCGUAAGAACGACCAUCGCAGUAGCAGCCCGAGCCACCGCAGGAAACGUCGCAAGCCUGCCGGUGUGGGCAAUCUGUUCGAUAUCGAAGCCGAGGUCGACGAUGAAGACGAAGACGAAGCCGACGACAGAGAUGGCGAGGAGAUCGAGGACUUCAUCGACAAUGCCCACCCUGACGAUAUCGCCGACAGCGGCGGCAUGAACGACGACAGGAGACAUCGUGACCUCGACCGGAGACGCGAGCUGGAGGCCAGCCUCGACGCCGAAAAGCAAGCCGAGAUCCUGCGUGAGCGUUAUGGCAAACGUGCGCCCACCAGAGGAUACAGUGACAUGGCCAUUGUGCCCAAGCGCCUGCUUCUUCCCAGCGUCAAUGACCCCGGCAUCUGGGCCGUUAGGUGCAAGGAAGGCAAGGAGCGCGAGGUUGUCUUCUCCAUCAUCCGCCGUGUUGAGGAGAGACUUGGUACCAAGAAUGAGCUGCCCAUCACUGCUGCCUUUGAGCGUGCCGGGCCCAAUUCCGUCAUGAAGGGUUACGUUUACAUCGAGGCGCUCCGCCAAAACGACAUCCUGCUCUCUUUGGACGGCAUUCUCAACGUGUACCCUCGCACCAAGAUGGAUCUGGUUCCGAUCAAGGACAUGCCCGAUCUCUUGCGCGUCAUCAAGACCCCGAGCCUGACACCUGGUGCCUGGGUGCGCAUGAAAAGGCCUGCGAAGCACGCUGGAGAUCUCGCCCAGGUUCUCGACGUCACCGAGAAUGGACUGGAAGCUAGAGUUAGGUUCAUUCCCCGUCUGGACUAUGGUGUAAGAGAGGAUGGCAUCGGUCCAGAUGGCAAGCGCAAGCGUCCCGGCAUCCCUGGACCCCGCCCACCCCAGCGGCUCUUCAGCGAAGCCGAGGCCAGGAAAAAGAACCCACGACAUCUCCAGGGCAACCCACAGACGAACUCGUGGACAUUUAUGGGUGACGAGUUUGAGAAUGGGUUCCAAGUCAAAGAUAUCAAGAUUCAGCUGCUCGAUGUCAAGGAUGUAAACCCCACGCUCGAAGAGGUCACACGGUUCGCCGGUGGUUCCGAGGAUGGCACAGAGAACCUUGACCUCAAGGCUCUUGCUGCCAGCUUGAAAGACAGCAGCUCCAACGUUGCUUAUGUCCCCGGAGAUGUGAUCGAAGUGUACGAGGGCGAACAGCGCGGAGUGGUUGGCAAAGCCGUCGAUGUUCGCGGUGACAUAGUGACACUCAGAGUCACGGAAGGAAACCUCGCUGGGCAGACCAUCGAGGUGCCCAACAAAGGUCUUCGCAAGCUGUUCAAGAUUGGUGACCACGUCAAGGUCAUCGGCGGCAGCCGUUUCCGUGACGAGGUGGGCAUGGUGGUCAACAUCUCGCAGGAUCGUGUCACCCUGCUCACGGAUCAGACCAACAACGAGGUCACAGUAUUCAGCAAGGACCUCCGCGCCGCCAGUGAUAUUGGAGGACAGGGAUCGCUUGGCCAGUACUCCCUCCUUGAUCUGGUGCAGCUGGAUGCGACGACUGUUGGCUGCAUCGUCAAGGUUGACCGUGAGUCAGUGGGGGUGCUUGACCAGAAUGGAGAGGUGAGGCAGGUUAUGCCUUCUCAGAUUACCAACAAGCUCCCAAAGAGGAGAACUGCCGUGGCUGCUGACAGGAGCGGCUCCGAGAUUCGUCUGGAUGAUGUUGUCCGUGAGUACGGUGGUCAACAACGGCAGGGUAAAAUCAUUCACAUUCAUCGCUCUUUCAUCUUCUUACACACCAACACGACCAACGAGAAUGCCGGCGUUUUUGUCACGCGCGCCGGCAACGUCAACACCAUCGCGGCCAAGGGUGGUCGCAUCAACAGCGGCGGUGGUCCUGACUUGACUGCCAUGAACCCGGCCAUGAAGCGAAGCCCUGCCGAGAACAACCGCAUGGCUGCACCAAAGAGCUUCGGUCCGGACCGUGCCAUCAACCAGACUGUCACUAUCAGGAGGGGUGGAUACAAGGGUUUGCUGGGUAUCGUCAAGGAUACCACGGAUACCCAUGCGCGUGUUGAGCUCCACACCAAGAGCAAGAUUAUUACCGUGCCAAAGGCGGACCUUGCCUUCAAGGACAAGGUCACUGGUAAGCCAAUUGACAUCUACUCCCGUGGCGGACGCGGUGGGGGCGGGUUUGGUGGUUCUGGACGUGGUGGGUUUGGUGGUGGUGGUGGUGGUGGUGGUAGAGGAGACUGGCCCGGUGGUAGAACCCCAAUGGCUUCUGGGGCCGGCGGCCGUACCCCAGCUUGGGGCGGUGCAUCAUCUUCCUCUCGUACACCUGCCUGGAGCAGCAAUGCCUCUGGCGCACGAACACCUGCGUGGCAAGACGGCUCUCGGACUGCCAACCCAUACGACGGCAACCGGACUGCCUAUGGAGGCGCCACGGCUUACGGCGGCAGCGGCGGGCGCACCCCGGCGUGGAACUCUGGCUCCAAGACACCUGCCCAUGACGGCUUUGGCCACGGAUCCAAGACACCCGCCUACGGUGGAAGCGGCAGCGGCGACACCUGGGGCUCCAAGACUCCUGCUUAUGGCGGCGGUCUUUCGGCACCAACCCCUGCUGCGAGUGGCGGUGCCGACUGGGGAUACACUCCCGGAGCCAGCGGCAACUCGUACGACGCGCCCACGCCCGGCGCCGGUCUCAGUGCGCCCACGCCGGGAGCGUUCAGUGCUCCGACUCCGGGCGCCUACACGGCACCAACGCCGGCACCCAUCAGCGCUCCCACUCCGGGCGUGUGGGCAGGUGGAUGGGGUGGGGACACAGCGCCAACACCUGCUGCCACUGCGCCCACUCCUGGUGCCUCCGGCUCGGGAUACUAUGGUGCUCCGACGCCGGCCCCCUUCACGGCGGAGACGCCUGCUGCCAGCGGGGGUUAUGACGAUGAUGACUAG